Eimeria acervulina is the source of this 648-nucleotide messenger RNA. RefSeq lists its product as hypothetical. The record is from RefSeq and is a predicted model, not a curated record. The transcript has 2 exons. Lineage: Eukaryota; Apicomplexa; Conoidasida; Eucoccidiorida; Eimeriidae. Bases 1 to 648 code for a protein of 215 amino acids.
AUGAAAAGGCAAGAAUUUCUGUACGAGAGAAAAGAAGUAGAGAUUCUGCUUCUGCUGCUGCAGAUUAUUCUUAUGAUCGAUAUAGAGGAGGGGGUUAUAGCAGCAGCAGCAAAUAUAAUAGAGAUGCUGCAGGGGGUUCGCCUCCUUUCUCUAGCAGAGACGAUGAUUAUUACUCAAGUGACAGAGGACAUAGAAGAAGAAGGAGCAGAGAAAGAGAGAGAGACAGAGAUAGGUCGCGAUCGAGAGAUAGAGACAGGGAGAGAGAUAGAGACCGAGACAGAGACAGAGACAGAGAAAGAGAAAAAGACAGAGAUAGAGAUAGAGAUAGAGAUAGAGAUAGAAGAGGGUAUUCAUCAGCGUAUGAUGAUGGCUCUCCAACGCAAAGACAUCCAGACGAUGACGCAGAGCCCUAUCAUAGAAGAACAGAUAGAGGCUGAGUGCAGCGCCAGCAGCACCAGCAGCAGCAACCGCAGUAUCAGCAGCAGCACCAGCAGCAGCGGCGGCAGCAAAACAAAGAAUGAAAUAAACAAGUGUACAUCGUUCCUGAGUGCGUCUGUUGUAGAGUUGGGGUGUAUAUACGCGGAGUUGAGAGGGAGAAGGGGACAUCUCUCUUUGCAUGCAUUUGCUGCAGCUUCCCUUGUAGAUUAA